Molecule: messenger RNA, 936 nt
Organism: Sorex araneus (European shrew)
Lineage: Eukaryota; Metazoa; Chordata; Mammalia; Eulipotyphla; Soricidae
Gene: HSCB
Product: HscB mitochondrial iron-sulfur cluster cochaperone
Exons: 6
Coding region: 150-857 (235 amino acids)
Biological process (GO): protein complex oligomerization; [2Fe-2S] cluster assembly
Cellular component (GO): mitochondrion
Molecular function (GO): protein-folding chaperone binding; ATPase activator activity
Source: RefSeq, a predicted model, not a curated record
UCGGCCGCGGCUCCCGCUUCUGCCCCCUCCGGUGACCGCUGCUAGAAAAUAGGCCGCGGGCCGGAUGUCGGGGUGCUGGGCCGGGGCCUUUCUCCGGGCUUGGGCGUCGUGGCCCGCGGGGAUUCUGAGAAGGAGACCGCUAAGCUGCAAUGCUGCUGCGGCCCGGUGUUGGAACUGCGGCGAAGCGGGGGGCGCGGCGCGGGGAGAUGGGUUCUUCUGCCCGCGGUGCCACUCCCUGCAGCCCCCUGACCCCACUCGGGACUACUUCAGCCUCUUGGACUGGUAACACGGCCGGGCGACAGGGUCGGCGGCGGCUGGCAGGGCUGGGGGCCGGAGGUGGGGGGCCGAGGACCUUGGGGAAGAAGGCGGAACCGGUAGGAGACAGCCACCGUUCCUUCAGAAUUGACACUGGGAAACUCCAGCAUAAGUACCAGCAGUUACAGCGUCUUGUCCACCCAGAUUUCUUCAGCCAGAAAUCUCAGACCGAAAAGGACUUUUCAAAGAAGCACUCGACCCUGGUGAAUGAUGCCUAUAAGACCCUGCAGGCCCCCCUGAGCAGGGGACUUUACCUUCUAAAGCUCCGUGGAAUAGAGAUUACUGAAGGAACAGAUUAUAAAAUGGACACACAAUUCCUCAUGGAAAUAAUGGAAAUCAAUGAAAAACUCACAGAAGCUCAAAGUGAAGCUGCUAUGAAAGAGAUUGAGUCUGUUGUCAGAGAGAAACAGAAAGAAUUGACUGACUGUGUGAGCCGAGCUUUUGAACAAGAUGAUUUUGAAAAAGCCAAGGAGAUUUUAACAAAGAUGAAAUACUUUUCCAAUAUAGAAGAAAAGAUCAAGUUAAAGAAGAUUCCCCUCUAAUUCCCCUAAUUAUAACAUUUGAAAAAUAAAAGUUCCAUGUAUUUUUUUUCUGGCUUCUGCUAAUUGGAAUUAGAGUUGC